GCCACAAUUCAAAUCUCACAUCGGUUACAAUGCCUCAGAGUGUGCCAACAAAGCCACUCAAAGGGCUGGACUUGCUCCAGAACAUUAACGAGAUGGAUUCGGAGGGCGAGCAGUGUGGGGAGUUGGAGGGAGAGGACGACAGGGACGACGGGGACGACUCUGAUUCAGGCUCAGAAACGGACUCUGAAGUGGAGUGCCCGGGAGACUCGUGGUGGCGAGACACGGCAAGAGACGGCACGGUGUGGGUGGAGCAGACAGUCUCUCGGGGGAGAGUCGGGGAGGAGGGUGGCGCCAUGAAAGAAGCCCCCGGCCCCACAAGCUACGCCAAGGAAAACAUUGAAAGCCCACUGAGCAGUUUCCUGUGUUUGAUUGAUACAGAAAUGUGGCAGAAGAUUCGACAGUACACGGAAGCGGAAGCGGAGCGGAAAAGCGAAACGUUCAAAGUGUCAGACGAGGAAGUGAAGGCGUUCAAAGUGUCGGACGAGGAAGUGAAGGCUUUCAAAGUGUCGGACGAGGAAUUGAAGGCGUUCGUGGGUCUCGUUUACCUCAGAGGCAUCAUGGGAGGGACUAGCGUGAAGGUGGACGACUAUUGGUCGGCUGACUUGGGAAAUCCCCUUUUCAAAGAUACAAUGUCUCGUCAAAAGUUCAGAGACAUCAUGCGUUAUCUGCGCUUCGACGACAAGAACACAAGGGCUGACCGGCUUGUGACAGACAGGUUUGCAAUGAUGUCUGAGAUAUUUGACAAUUUUGUGAAAAACAGCAUCGCUUGUUACACGCCGGGAGAAAACAUCACGAUAGACGAGCAGCUUCUCCCCACCAAGGCACGAUGUCGUUUCACGCAGUACAUGGCCAAUAAACAGGACAAAUUUGGCAUUAAGUUCUGGGUAGCCGCUGAUGCGUCAACCAAAUACAUGUUGAAUGCACGGCCCUAUCUAGGCAGAGAUGACAGCGUCGCGGCUGGGCCGCGGUUUUCCGACAGUGUUGUGAUGAGCCUGGUGGAGCCUUUCCUGGGAAAAGGAAGAAAUGUAACGACUCACAAUUUCUUCCCCUCGUUGGCGCUGGCAAACAACCUUUUGGCGAAGAAAACCACCGUUGUUGGAACAGCGAAGAAAAGCAUCAAAGGCAUGCCCCGGUGUGCACAGGCACAUUCUGAAAGGUUUUCAACCAAGGUGCUGAAGGCUGGAAAAGUCUCGCUCACGGUCUACCAGGCAAAGCCCAAGACAAAUGUGUGUAUCCUGAGCACAAUGCAUCAGACUGUUUUAACUGACGAUGGCGCCAAGAAACUGCCCAACACUCUUUCCCACUACAAAAGCACCAAGGCUGGCGUAAAUGUAAUGGACCAGAUGGCACGGCAGUACUCAGUAAGGGGAGGCAGCCACCGUUGGCCGGUAGCAGUGUUCUACAACAUCUUGGACCUGGCCGCAAUUAAUGCCCACAUCCUGUACACGCAGAGCAUGAACGUGAGGAUCAGCAGGAGGAAGUUCAUCCUUCGGCUGGUGAAGGAGCUGUGUGCUCCUCAGAAGUGGUCCAAGGCGGAGGAGGCUCGGAGGCGGCUUCUGCCCGAGUCUCCCUUCCAGCCUGUGAAACGGAGACGGUGUCAGGUCAACAAAUGUUCAGGGAACAAAACUUUUGAGAUCUGCCAGGGAUGCAAGCGGCUUGUCUGUGGAAAAUGCACCAAGAAUGCACCAAAGCUGUGCUUGGAGUGUUGACACUGCAGGGUGUGAAUCCUGAGCGUGAUGCAGUGUUGAGUUGGAGGGGGUUUGGCUUGAGUCAGUCAGGAAAUCAGAUGAUUCACGACCCGGUGCCCAAAAGAUCUUCCCACCACGCUUUUCUGUUAAUUGUGGUAGAUCAUUGAUUUAUCCAAAUGCAAGUUUUGUUUUACAGCAUUGAUUACUGAUUUACAGACUUGUACGCAUGUCACCUUUGACCUUGUUCGCUGGGUGGAGGGAUGCGAUAGGUGUGUUUGACUUCAUGCAGCGCCGGCGGGCUGCCGAGGCUGGGUCACUGUGACGUAGCCAUCAAAGUACCGUGAGAUCGAUUCGAGAACUGCCGGCUCUGUAGCCGAGCGCAUUUUCUCAAGAGCAACUGCACGGGUUCUAAUGACGACACUAUUUCAUGAUUGACCAAACUCACACACGACAACUUUGACGCGUGUUUUGUAUUUAUUCUGUCACCUUCAGUUUCGCCAAUGUUCAAAUCCGGACCAAACAGUUUAAUUUAAUUAAAUAUUUGCCUUUAUUGACAGACUGCGAUGGCCUACGAUUGUUGAAGAAAGUGUUUUAGUCCGCCUCUUCACUAACGGAAAGACUGUUUCCGUUCUGGCGUCAACGCAGCAAACCACGAGAAUAUGGAAGGUCCGACUUUACGGAGCCGUUUUUAACUCCUCCCCGACUGCAAGCGGCAACUCUCGCUGGUCGUUUCAUGCAGCUGAUGUCGAACACACCUAAUGACAAUCUAAAUACUUUUGUUUACAUUUACAAAUGUUAAUGUAUUGGCAGAUCCUUUGCUGUUAUAACAAUUGUAAAAUGCACUGUUAAACUUUAACAUUAAAUAAUUCCUAACUUAUUAACUUGUACAUUUU
Molecule: messenger RNA, 2581 nt
Organism: Osmerus eperlanus (European smelt)
Lineage: Eukaryota; Metazoa; Chordata; Actinopteri; Osmeriformes; Osmeridae
Product: piggyBac transposable element-derived protein 4-like
Exons: 2
Coding region: 30-1709 (559 amino acids)
Source: RefSeq, a predicted model, not a curated record